UCCUUAAACUAUGUUUCGGAAUCAGUUUCAGAGCGGUUUCCUGUCUAUCCUGUACAGCAUAGGAAGCAAGCCUUUGCACCUCUGGGAGGAAAAGGUACGAAAUGGUCACAUCAAACGGAUCAGAGAUGACGACAUCCAGUCACUUGUACUGGAGAUUGUGGGGGCAAACGUCAGCACAACAUAUAUCACCUGCCCAGCAGAACCAAAGAGAACCCUGGGAAUCAAAUUGCCUUUCCUUGCCAUGGUCAUCAAGCACUUGGAUAAGUAUUUCGCCUUUGAGGUUUUGGUACUGGAUGACCAGAAAGUGCGCAGACGGUUCAGAGCGAGUAACUACCAAAAAACAACCAAAGUCACACCGUUCAUGUGUAUCAUGCCCAUGAGACUGGACGAUGGGUGGAACCAGAUUCAAUUCAACCUGUCAGACUUCACGAGGAGGGCCUACGGGACCAACUACACGGAGACGCUGCGUGUCCAGAUCCACGCCAACUGCCGCAUCCGUCGGGUCUAUUUCUCCGACAGGUUGUACUCAGAAGACGAGCUGCCAGCAGAAUUCAAACUAUUCCGACCCGCUGGGGGUAAAGUGGCCUAG
This is a messenger RNA of Branchiostoma belcheri (Belcher's lancelet), 589 nucleotides long. RefSeq names its product cilia- and flagella-associated protein 20-like. The transcript has 5 exons. Gene Ontology annotation, cellular component: motile cilium; ciliary basal body. The coding region runs from base 11 to 589 and encodes 192 amino acids. NCBI's taxonomy places the organism in Eukaryota, Metazoa, Chordata, Leptocardii, Amphioxiformes, Branchiostomatidae. Gene Ontology annotation, biological process: cilium assembly; positive regulation of cell motility; regulation of cilium beat frequency involved in ciliary motility. The record is from RefSeq and is a predicted model, not a curated record.